AAAUUAAAUCAGUCUUAAAUCGUGUGCUGAGCGGUGCGUUCGCCAGUUCUUUCGGUUCUUGUUCCCCCAUCUCGCAGUGAAGACAAAAGAGAAGAAACGCUUGAAAAUGUACCAGCGUCAGGUCUCCUUUGAUAAGCCAACGCGCAUUGAGGAUUCGGCGUAUAUUGCCGAGGGUGUGGAUAUUCAGGAGGCCAGGAAUACCUGUCUGCUGUUCUCGCCGAAGGACUCGUCGCUGUCCAGCGGUGCCCUGGCCAAUAUCUUGGCCAUCUUCAAGAAGCACGACAUCAAUCUGGUGCACAUUGAGUCCCGCUCCUCGCUACGCGUCCCCGGCUAUGAGUUCUUCGUGGAGUGCGACGGCAAGUCAGGGGCUCUGGGCAGGGCCAUUGCCGAUGUGAAGGACCAGUGCAGCUACUUCAAUAUCAUUUCUCGAGACUACAAGGACAAUGCCACGGCUGUGCCCUGGUUUCCACGGCGUAUACGCGAUCUAGAUCGCUUUGCCAAUCAGAUUCUCAGCUACGGCGCCGAGCUGGACUCCGAUCAUCCCGGAUUUACCGAUCCGGAGUACCGCAAGCGCCGCAAGUACUUUGCGGACAUUGCCUACAACUACAAGCACGGCGAGACCCUGCCCCACGUGGAGUACUCCAAGGAGGAGACCGAGACCUGGGCCAUUAUCUUCCGCAAUCUGACGAAGCUCUACAAGACGCACGCCUGCCGGGAGUACAAUCAUGUCUUCCCCCUGCUGGUGGACAAUUGUGGCUUCAGGGAGGACAAUAUCCCACAGCUGGAGGAUGUCUCCAACUUUUUGAGGGACUGCACUGGCUUCACCCUUCGUCCCGUGGCUGGUCUGCUCAGCUCCCGCGAUUUUCUCGCCGGCUUGGCCUUCCGCGUCUUCCACUCCACUCAGUACAUUCGGCAUCCCAGCAAGCCCAUGUACACCCCCGAGCCCGAUGUCUGCCACGAGCUGUUGGGGCAUGUGCCCCUCUUUGCCGAUCCUGCUUUUGCUCAGUUCAGUCAGGAGAUUGGCCUGGCUUCCCUGGGAGCCCCAGACGAUUACAUUGAGAAGCUCUCAACGAUCUUCUGGUUCACUGUGGAGUAUGGUCUGUGCCGUCAGGAGGGUGAGCUGAAGGCCUUCGGCGCUGGUCUGCUCUCCUCCUACGGCGAGCUGGAGUACUGCCUCACGGAGAAGCCCAUGCUGAAGGACUUUGAGCCAGAGGUGACUGGUGUUACCAAGUAUCCCAUCACACAGUUCCAGCCCCUCUACUAUGUGGCCGACAGCUUCGAGAGUGCCAAGGAGAAGACCAUUAAAUUCGCCAACUCGAUUCCACGUCCGUUUGGUGUCCGCUACAACGCCUACACGCAGAGUGUCGAAGUGCUGGACUCGAAGCACCAGAUAUCGAAUCUGAUGAACACCAUCAGCUCCGAGUUCCAGAUUCUUCAGAAUGCCGUUGACAAGCUACGUGUCUGAAGGAGAGCUCAUUUCACAUCUACUUUUUUACCUACGCCCUUCUCCAUAGAUCUUUAGGAAUGUUUUCUGUAUUUGUACAUGCUAAAUAAAUAAUUACCAAAAUUGUA
This is a messenger RNA of Drosophila subobscura, 1572 nucleotides long. Its product is annotated as protein henna. Gene Ontology annotation, biological process: L-tyrosine biosynthetic process; L-phenylalanine catabolic process. The transcript is spliced from 5 exons. Lineage: Eukaryota; Metazoa; Arthropoda; Insecta; Diptera; Drosophilidae. Bases 107 to 1465 code for a protein of 452 amino acids. Gene Ontology annotation, molecular function: phenylalanine 4-monooxygenase activity; iron ion binding. The record is from RefSeq and is a predicted model, not a curated record.